AACUGUAACGCCGGAGAAUAUAUUCUCCGGCAGCCGGUCACAUCUCCGGCAGUAAACGUCGUUUUCUUUUAUAAGAGAAUCACCCCUUCAAACAUAUUCUUGACUCUUUCUCUCUCUAUCUUUCUGUAAUUAAUUCCUUCUUUAUUUUGCUUUCUACUUGAAGAUUUGAUAUUUGUUAAUUCACUGAUUCCAUAAGCUUGCCGCCGGAAAAAGUCACCGUUGUUGUGUUUUCCGAAGCUUUGUAUCCAUGGAUUCAGAAAAUACAGACGGAAAUAGUUCAAGUGGAAGAUCAUCGAUAAUUGAUUCAAUUAAAGGAUUCACACUCGCCGGAGUUGAGAUUCAAAAGGAUGAACUUCGAAGAAGAAUCACGAUGCCUCUGUAUCUACGUCUCGCUUUACGCCAAGCAGUUGAGUCGAAGAACAUAUCUCCUCCUGGAGAAGAACAUCAACCCUCCGCAUGCGCCGACGAUGAUGAAACUAAUCAACCUUGUGAAUCUCCGUUGGUUGUCUUCAUUAACUCCAACAGCGGUGGCCGGCAUGGUCCUAGGUUGAAAAGUCGUCUUCAGGAAUUGAUGGGUGAAGAACAGGUUUUUGAUCUUAACUCUGUGAAGCCUCAUGAGUUUGUUCAGUAUGGAUUGGGUUGCCUAGAGAAGUUGGCUAAUCUUGGGGAUUCUACUGCGAAGAUCACUCGUGAGAAGCUGAGAAUUGUGGUUGCAGGAGGUGAUGGCACAGUAGGUUGGGUUUUGGGGUGUCUCGGUGUUCUUGACAAGCAAAAACGCGAGCCAGUUCCUCCAACAGCUAUAAUUCCACUCGGUACAGGCAAUGACCUUUCAAGAACUUUCAGUUGGGGCGGUUCAAUCCCUAUUAACUGGAAAUCUGUAGUGAAGAAGACUCUCGACAAUGCCUGCACAGGCAAAGUCUGUCGUUUGGACAGUUGGCAACUUUCGAUCUCAAUGCCUGUUGAGAAGCUUGUGGAUCCGCCUUAUUCUCUUAAGUCAGUCGACGAAUAUUCAUUGGAUCAGGGACCAGAAAUCAAUACAUUGUUGCCCGAGAAAAUGACUCACUACGAAGGAGUAUUCUACAAUUACUUCAGCAUAGGAAUGGAUGCUCAAGUUGCUUAUGGCUUCCAUCAUUUGCGCAAUACAAAACCUUACCUAGCACAAGGCCCUAUCUCAAACAAGGUCAUCUACUCCGGUUACAGUUGCAAACAAGGCUGGUUCUUCACACCAUGCGCAAACACUCCAAAUCUAAGGGGACUACGAAACAUCGUAAAGAUAUUCAUCAAGAAGCUCAACUGCUCAACAUGGGAAUACAUAGAGAUCCCUUCUAGUGUGAGAUCAAUAGUUGCAUUAAAUCUUAAUAAUUAUGCAAGUGGAAGAAAUCCAUGGGGUUAUUUAAAGCCAGAGUACAUGGAAAAGAGAGGUUUCAUCGAGCCUCGUUCAGACGAUGGUCUUCUUGAAAUCUUCGGGUUGAAACAAGGAUGGCAUGCUUCCUUUGUCAUGACACAACUUAUCAGCGCUGUACACAUUGCUCAGGCCGCAGCCAUAAGAUUUGAGUUUGGAGGCGGGGAGCUGAACAAGGGUUAUCUGCAAAUGGAUGGUGAGCCAUGGAAGCAGCCAUUUCAUGAAGAUUAUUCAACCUUUGUUGAUAUUAAGAGAGUAGAUUUUCAGUCUGUUGUGGUUAAAGGAGACAUGGCUUAAGAUUGGAUUUUCGGUUACUUUGUUGUAUUGUUGUGAAUAUAUUCACUAGGCGCGCCACGCCAUUUCGUUAAUUUGUCGAUAGUUAACAUGAAAUUUGCUUUCCUAGAUCAGAUGUGAAGAUUAGUGCUUCUGGAUUUGUUUUUAUUUGUAGUGUGAUUUAAAUGUAUGAAGGUUGUAUUAUUAAUUGUUUGUUCA
This is a messenger RNA of Impatiens glandulifera, 1894 nucleotides long. RefSeq names its product diacylglycerol kinase 7-like. The coding region runs from base 248 to 1699 and encodes 483 amino acids. The transcript is spliced from 12 exons. The record is from RefSeq and is a predicted model, not a curated record. Lineage: Eukaryota; Viridiplantae; Streptophyta; Magnoliopsida; Ericales; Balsaminaceae. Gene Ontology annotation, molecular function: ATP-dependent diacylglycerol kinase activity.